Eutrema salsugineum is the source of this 1299-nucleotide messenger RNA. RefSeq lists its product as uncharacterized. Bases 1 to 1299 code for a protein of 432 amino acids. Lineage: Eukaryota; Viridiplantae; Streptophyta; Magnoliopsida; Brassicales; Brassicaceae. The transcript has 2 exons. The record is from RefSeq and is a predicted model, not a curated record.
AUGGAUAGAUCGCAGAUCGCUGAGGUGAAAGCUAAACUUGACUCUGUGUACAGCCUUUUAGUGGGUAAGAAAUCUGUCAGAUUCGCACAGGAGGUGGAGAGUUUCGAACCUGAGGAUGAAGCUGAGGUGGAGGAUGUCAACUUUGUCAGUGGAUCAGGAUUUCAGGGUCAGAGGUUUUGUAAUCAGCAAGGUAACAGAAGCUACAGUGGGAAUUACAAUGGAAACAAUCAGAGGAGUACCUUCAAUAGUACCUUCAAUAGUAAUCAGAACUUCUCUGGUUACACGCCUAAGCCUCAGUACCAGAAGCCCUUUUCCAACAACAGUUUCUCCAGAAAUUACAGCACUCCUUCAUCUCAACCUCAAAAUCCUGACAAUGAGAUGAAGUCUAUGCUGGAACAAAUUCUGGAAGGUCAGCAGAAGCUCACCGUGGACUUCAAUGGAAAGAUGGAUGCUCUCUACCUUGAUCUGAAUGCGAAAAUCGAAGCUCUGAACACCCAUGUCAAGCAGCUCGAUACGCAGGUUGCUCAGACUACGGGUUCUGUUAAAAGGCAAGAAGGUUUUCUUCCUGGGAAGACUGACACCAAUCCAAGGCAUCACUGCAGUGCUAUCACGUUGAGGAGUGAGCCGGUGUCGAGCGACACCACAACUAGUGUCGCGCGUCACCAACCACAGAACAAAGCUGUUGAUGUUCCGAAUCCAAAAUCUGCUGAGGAGAAAGCCUACAAACCUAAGAUUCCUUAUCCAAGGAGCCCUAGGAAGUCCAAGCAAGAGCUUGAUGAAGCACGAUGCAAAGCCCUGAUGGAAAAGCUUGUGAUUGAGAUACCUUUGGUUGAUGCUGUAAAAAUCACUCCUGUUAUCAGACGUUAUGUGAAGCGAAUGGUGACCAAUAAUCUCAGCCAUGAACAAGGGGUGAUGAUGAUUUCUGAACAAGUCAGUGCAGUGAUUCAGAACCGAAUUCUAGAGAAGCUGUCUGAUCCAGGAAGCUUUGUCUUGGAUUGUUCUAUCUUCACAGAAAGAUUCAAGAGAUCGCUGUGUGAUCUGGGUUCAAGUGUUAACCUCAUGCCUUAUUCGGUAGCUGUCAAUCUCGGCAUGACUGACUUCAAACCAACAAGGAUAUCUCUCAUCCUAGCUGAUCGUUCGACACGGAUACCUGAAGGAGUGUUAGAAGAUGUUCCAAUAAAGAUUGGUGACUGCAUGAUACCGACUGACUUUGUGGUUCUGGAGUAUGGAGAGGAGCCUAAGGAUCCUCUUAUCCUUGGGAGACCUUUUCUAGCUACAGCGGGUGCUAGAUCGCUCUGA